Cooperia oncophora is the source of this 1182-nucleotide messenger RNA. NCBI's taxonomy places the organism in Eukaryota, Metazoa, Nematoda, Chromadorea, Rhabditida, Trichostrongylidae. The record is from the annotation of a GenBank genome assembly.
UUGAAGCGAAUUCUUUUUCUACAUUCUCAAAGAAAAGUGUUAAGGUGUGUCGUUCGUGUGGGGCGCGGAUUAGCGAAAGAAGCAUACUAUGUGCCACGUUAUAGCCAAAAGUUUGCUCUUACUCCUGGUGUGCAGGCGUUGAAAUUGAGCGUCGUGCAUGAGAGUCUGCCCACUCUUUAUUACAACAUCGGUGUGGAAGUUCGAGCGGGUACGGGACGGUACAAGGACACUCAAGUGGUUCUACUCACACCUCGUUAUGUGAUCAGUAAUCAGUCUUCGUAUGCCAUUUCUGUUUGUCACCAUGACCUCGUUGAUCGAGCUUCUGAGCAUGUACAUAUUGCCUCACAAUGCAGUUUGGUGUGGAACGAGAAUUAUGAAGAUUGUCGGCAGAUGUGUGUACGUCGAAGUGACGUACGGUAUUGGAGUUGCCCAUUCCGCAUAGAUCGCAUUGGAUCGUUCCAUAUUACGAUGAGGGAUUCGGAUGAGACUCCAAGAUUUGUCCGUGUGGAAGUGAUCCUGAAUAGUGCGGUAUUCUGUGUGACGUUCACCGAUGCUGAAUACUACCCACCGCCAAUUCGGAUAGAUAAUCAGUCGGAUCGUCCCAGUGCUCUUUCAACAGCAUCAGAAGGCCAUAUAGGACGAUCAUCAUGGACUGAUUGGCAAGCUGAAGUCAUAUCGAUUACGCCUGGGAUGAUCUUUACGGCAGCCGACGGAUUGUGCUACAGGUGUAUGAGAAUAAAAGUCAUGUGUACGAUCCAUCGAAUGCCAGGAAUUGGUCCACAACUCGUCUAUGAGAACAACGUGUAUAUUCAGCUUGCUGCCUCUUUCACUGACUUCAAUGUGACCGGUAACAAGAAGACGGAUGAGUGCGAGUUGGUAUUGGAAACAAUGCAGAAAGGGAAAGUCAUGCUCAACAAACAGAACAGGAUUGAUGCCAACAGCGGCAAUCAGCUGUGGGUGAUGUGCCGAGAUGGGUGUAUAGAAAACGUCGGCAUGUCACAUCGUUCGAAGACUCGAAUGGUUCUGGAUGUAUUGGAACGGAUGGGUUUCCAACUUAUGAUGACACCACGAUCGUCAGCUCGUGAUCGGUAUCAGAAGUGGACCUUUUCUCCGGUUUGUUCGAUAGUUUUGUGCCAGUUGGCCGUGUAUACUAUGCGGGAAUCCGCGGCUCGGGAGAGGUGA